UCUUCACAUUUCCUUUUCGACAUUUGUAUUGCCAACAUCAUUUUUUAAAAGUUCAAAAUUUUUAGUUCAAAAAUUCCGCUGAGAGACAAUCGUGAUUUAAGUUCUAGGGACUAUCCAUCGAAAGUGCUACAAAACUGAACCAUGACGGACGAUUUUAAUUCUAUGAGCGCAGGCAAUGUUGUCUUCUUCACCGUGGUAGUAUUCACAAUGUGUGUACUUUUCGCAGUGCCACAAUGGAUGAUGUUAUGCCUAUUUGCGGAUAACCAUUUGUGGUACACGUUGGCCUGCAUACUCAUUGGAUUCUUAUUACUCACCUGCAUCCACCUCGUCGAAUUUCUGAAGUACAAAAGGCCCUACAACUACAUAGCGAUCUUCAUCUGCUAUGAGUUCUUAACUCUCGGCACGGGCAGCUUCCUAAUGGAAUGGGAUUUGAUCUCGACGAUUAUCGUCAUUGUUUUGGCUCUCUUAUACCAGAUAGCGGUGCUAUUCUUCUGUUUCCUGCUCAUCUAUUGCAAAUACACGGGGAAUCCCUUCAAGCUGGCUGUUGUGGGCGGCAUGGGAUUCGUUUUGGCCUACAUUAUUAACAUGGUGGACAUUCUCAAGCUAUUUUACUAUUGGUACGAUUUGGCUGUUAUCGUCUUUUUGGUCAGCGUUACUAUAAUGAUGAUCGCCCACGUGCUGAUCACCCACAUGAACUUCGAAUCUCUGGUCAAGGACGACAUUCUGCUGGUCGCCAUCGUUAUGUACAUAACCUAUUUGCUGUUGGUGAUCGGCGCCCGAGUGUCCGCCUAUUGCCUGAUUGAAAACAUCGCGUUUCACAGGGAUCACAACAGUGGUGGGGCCGAGGAGGCAAACAAAUCUAUUAUGAUAAAGACGACAUAACAUGUUUUUUAUUGACUUUGAUUGACAAUUAUUAAAUGAAAUAGGGCUCACAGGUUGAGCUUGUGUUGUCACUGUCAAA
Molecule: messenger RNA, 961 nt
Organism: Drosophila ficusphila
Lineage: Eukaryota; Metazoa; Arthropoda; Insecta; Diptera; Drosophilidae
Exons: 1
Coding region: 142-882 (246 amino acids)
Source: RefSeq, a predicted model, not a curated record